This is a messenger RNA of Trichoderma harzianum CBS 226.95, 642 nucleotides long. RefSeq lists its product as hypothetical. NCBI's taxonomy places the organism in Eukaryota, Fungi, Ascomycota, Sordariomycetes, Hypocreales, Hypocreaceae. The transcript has a single exon. The coding region runs from base 97 to 540 and encodes 147 amino acids. The record is from RefSeq and is a predicted model, not a curated record.
UAUUGCCUACCGCUUUGAUUAAGUCGGUGCCUAGAGCUAGGAGAAUCAUGGAUGUCAUAUGCAGGAUGAUGUAUCUGAUGCUAUUCGUGUUGGUCGAUGCCCCGUACCAAUGCCAGGAUGUAUCAGUUUGCUCAGUGCUUGCCCGAGCCAAGACGGGAUGCAUUUUACUUUAUUUCUUUCAUUAUUUUGACGACGUCUUUUUUCAUUAUUAGAAUGAAACCGGUAACAUGUUUUGUAGAGCCAUGUUCUUCAUGCAGCCAUUCGCCAGAUAUUUCCUCCUUGGUGCAUAUUAUUUGGCUAGUGUGUCCGGUUGGCUGGAGCAGCCGGAGAAUGUACUUAGUUGGAGUACCUGAAUGCCAGGGGCAGAAAGGGGGCCGGCGGGCAAACCAGAAGCAGCGAGAGAAAAGACCAAGAAAUAAAGAAGAGGGAACAAGAAAGAAAGACUGCAAAAACAAGGGCUGCCAGGGUGUUAUGCCGCGCGCCGAUCUGACGGCAACAUUUAAUAUAAUUUGGCAACAUCCCGAGAUCGGCAGCUGUUAGCGCCGCAGCAGCUCGGUCUCUUGCACGAAAUAGUGCCUCGAGCAAGCGCGGGCAGAGGCAGAAAGAGGAAUCUGACACUUGCAGGGACGGUGACAUUCUUGG